CGUAUGCAGUGGCCGAUCAUGAUGUUUGAGAUCGAGUUGCUGCACUAGUAUAAACUGUCACUUUUACAAUUAUGUGGGGUAGGUAGUUGCUGGUUGUCAUAGAAUGAUUAAACUAGAAUGUUAUAAAAGCGCAUCGCAGUCAUUUUUUUAAACUUCUCCUUUGGUAACAACUCUGGUGGCAACAACUCACAUCUGCAGAUAACCCAAUUCGAUUGCGACUAAUCCUUCCGUAAGAGAAAAACACUCUUGUGUAAAAUUUUUUAAUACCUUGAAUUGAAAAGCAGUAUCUAUAAGGAAAUUAAAUGAACAAAAUAAAUAAACUAAUACUGAAUGAAUAAGUACAAAAAUAACAAAGCAAGAUGGAAUUAAAUGUGUAAUAGUGGUUGAAGGCGUAAAAUGUAAUACUCAUUGAGGCACUGGUAUUGAUGCAACACAAGACUGGGCCAGAGCAACGAACCCUAACUUUAUUCAACAUCUAAAUCUACACAAACCUCCAAACAUUUUUUGCACUACAGCAAUGAAUUAGCAAACUUCUUAACAUCCUUGUGCUAUUUCGAGUUAAUCAAUUAAUAAAACACACUACAUCAAAUUAAAUUGAAGUUAUGUCCAGUAGUUCCGAAAUGAAUGCUGGAGGUGAUGGUGUUCAUAAUGGCAGCGGCUUACACCAAGUUGAAUCCGAAACCCUACACUCGCAUGCCCGAGUGAAGCACGUCGAAACAAUCGAGAUGCCAAAGUCCAGCAAUCCUAAUGAAGCUUUAACAAUACCAGCCAUCACAACAACUACAGCGGCAACGCAGCUCUUAUCAAAAAUAAAGCAAGAAACACAACAGGUGCACAAAUACAAUGAUCUCCUAGAACGUGGCUCUUGGUCUUCUAAAUUAGACUUUAUCCUAUCCGUUGUCGGUCUCGCCAUUGGACUGGGCAAUGUUUGGCGGUUUCCAUAUCUAUGUUACAAAAAUGGCGGUGGUGCCUUUCUUAUACCUUAUUUCAUGACGCUGAUAUUAGCUGGCAUACCUAUGUUUUUCAUGGAACUAGCUUUAGGACAGAUGCUGACAAUCGGAGGAUUGGGCGUUUUUAAAAUCGCGCCCAUAUUCAAAGGUAUUGGUUACGCUGCUGCUGUAAUGUCGUGUUGGAUGAACGUUUACUAUAUAGUAAUUUUGGCGUGGGCCGUGUUUUAUUUCUUCAUGUCCAUGAGAGCGGAUGUGCCUUGGCGUUCUUGCAAUAACUUCUGGAAUACCGUGAACUGUGUCAAUCCCUAUGAACGAAAUAAUUUACAUUGCUGGGAGAAAUCUAUUAACGGAACGAUGAAAAAAAUUUGCAAACUUGCCGCAGCGAAUGUUUCCGCCUCAGAUCUAACAGAUCCAGUGAAAGAAUUCUGGGAGCGACGUGCAUUACAAAUAUCUGAUGGCAUCGAACAUAUGGGCAAUAUUCGCUGGGAAUUGGCCGGUACGUUGUUAUUGGUAUGGAUAUUGUGUUACUUCUGCAUUUGGAAAGGCGUCAAAUGGACAGGAAAAGUUGUUUAUUUUACCGCACUGUUUCCAUAUGUACUACUAACUAUACUUCUUAUUCGAGGCAUAACCCUGCCUGGAGCCUUUGAAGGGAUAAAAUUCUACGUGAUACCACAUUUUUCGAAACUUACUGAGUCAGAAGUAUGGAUCGAUGCAGUGACUCAAAUUUUCUUCUCAUAUGGACUUGGUCUUGGGACACUAGUUGCACUGGGAAGUUAUAAUAAAUUUACAAACAACGUAUACAAAGACGCUUUAAUUGUAUGUACAGUCAACUCAAGUACCAGCAUGUUUGCAGGAUUUGUGAUAUUCUCAGUGGUGGGUUUUAUGGCGCACGAACAACAGAGGCCGGUUGCGGAAGUGGCUGCAUCUGGUCCGGGACUGGCAUUUUUGGUGUAUCCUUCGGCUGUGUUACAACUUCCUGGCUCACCACUAUGGUCGUGUUUAUUCUUCUUUAUGCUUCUUCUAAUUGGUCUCGAUUCACAGUUUUGUACUAUGGAAGGCUUCAUUACUGCCAUUAUUGACGAGUGGCCACAACUGUUGCGGAAGCGCAAAGAAAUAUUCAUAGCUGUAGUCUGCACGCUUAGUUAUCUAGUGGGACUUACGUGUAUAUCACAGGUCAGUAUAUUUAUGUUAUGUUUGUACAUGAGUGAGUGGAAAAUUUAG
This is a messenger RNA of Rhagoletis pomonella (apple maggot), 2171 nucleotides long. It is a transcript of the gene Gat, whose product is annotated as sodium- and chloride-dependent GABA transporter 1. Gene Ontology annotation, cellular component: membrane. The coding region runs from base 603 to 2171 and encodes 522 amino acids. Lineage: Eukaryota; Metazoa; Arthropoda; Insecta; Diptera; Tephritidae. The transcript has 9 exons. Gene Ontology annotation, biological process: sodium ion transmembrane transport. The record is from RefSeq and is a predicted model, not a curated record.